CGCAAAUCUGAAUCCGAAAACGAAACGAGCAAAAUGGACGAUCUAGACGUUCUCCUGGACGACGUAGAGUCCAAAUACUGCGCUGCACGCAAGUUUCCCCCCACUCCUACCCUCAACCAGCCAAGGCCUCCCUCGUCUCCAAACAGCCUAAACGAGGCCAUCAACGAGAUCUGCAGCAUACCAGACACGGACGCUCGAGAAACUGCUGCUGGGACACACAAAGCUGGUGCAUCAACCGAAAGAACGAGGCAGUGCUACGUGGUGCAUCUAGCUGGCACGGAGACUGCUCGUGGGCUGUCAACAAGCGUCACCAAGAGGGCCUGCGACCGCCUCCACUGCUUCCAGUGCGACUUUCAAGUGUGCUCGUUCGAUGGCUUCGCUUGGAAUCAAGCCACAGACUACCUCUUCCUCAGAAACAACGUUCCGGAAUUGGAGCGACUCCGACCGCAGCUCGCGCGGCAACCUGGUACAGCCACGAGAAUCAGUUUCACCUCUUCUGCACCGGCACACACUAUCUCGGAUGUCGCGAUUUGAAGAGUUUUUGGAUGCUUUUAAUGCCUACUCGCACACUCACUUCGAAAAUGCAUAAAAUUAGUGGCUGAACCGAACAUUUCAGUAUAUAUUAUAAGCGGCGCUUAUUACAGACAAAAAAAAAACCUUGACAAAAUCAUUACUGUUAAAAGAAAAAGCUGUACGCACCAUUGAAACCGUAUCACCCAGAGAGCAUGCAGCCCCUUAUUUUUCAAAGUACCGUAUACUGCGUAUUGAUCAGCUUUUCAAUGUUAAACCUGCGGUAGAAAUAUAUAAACAGAUUAGUAGUGACCAGGCGGCAUGCUAUGAGCUCUACCAACGUAAAAGCACACCUUAUAAUCUCAGAAAUCAAAAUUAUAUGACACCAAAAUCUCGAACUAAUUAUAGUUUACGAAGCUUAGCACAUCAGGUUCCUGAAUCUUUAAAUAAGUAUUUGGAAAUUGAAGAAAUAGUUGAAGAUGGGGGCUGUAGGGUGA
Molecule: messenger RNA, 1007 nt
Organism: Ixodes scapularis (black-legged tick)
Lineage: Eukaryota; Metazoa; Arthropoda; Arachnida; Ixodida; Ixodidae
Product: protein C8orf37
Exons: 5
Coding region: 34-534 (166 amino acids)
Cellular component (GO): cytosol
Source: RefSeq, a predicted model, not a curated record